CCGCCUCUCCGAACCGGAACGGAACCCGAAACCAGUCGAGCGACUCAACCCAGGAGGCCAAGACACAGCAACCCCUUAACUCGCUUGCCCCUCGCCCCUCCCGGACCGACACGACACGCCCAGCAUGUCAUCGGCCAAGAUCGAGAAGAUCAUCGCGCGGCUGCAGAAGCGCAUCGCCGAGGGCGCCUUCGAGGAGCAGUACGAGGCGGCGCAGGAGACGCGGCUGGUGGCGGCGCGCUACGCCAAGCAGGCGAACUGGGCGGCCGCCAUCGACAUCCUCUCGCGCGUGUCGCAGGCGCUGCUGCGGGCCGGCCAGGGCGGCAGCGGCGGCGACCUGGCCGUGCUGCUGGUCGACGUGUACCGGCAGGCGGCGCAGCGGCCCGACGGCGGGUCGCGCGGCCGCCUGCUGACCUGCCUGCGGCUGUUCGAGCCCGGCGAGCCGAUGCGGAAGAAGUUUAUCAAGGAGAUGAUCGACUGGUCGAAAAAGUUCGGCGACUACCCAGCCGGCGACCCGGAGCUGCACCACGUCAUCGGCUCUCUCUACGCCGAAGAGCACCAGGCUGAGGAGGCGGAGCGGCACCUGAUCCUGGGCACCAAGGACUCGACCGAGGUGCUCAGCCGCAUGGAGUACGAAUGGUACAAGGAGGACGAUUCCCACACGGCGCCCCUCUACUGCGCCCGCGCCGUCCUGCCUUAUCUGCUCGUUGCCAACGUCCGGGCCGCCAAUGCGUCCUACCGCGCCUUCGUCAGCGCGCUCGAGGCCGAUAACAAGAAUCUCGCAGUCCAAGACGUGAGCUCACAGAGCGCCGAUAUCCACGUGUUCCCUAGUCUGCCGCUGCUCAACUUCCUCGGCCUGCUCCUGCUCGCUGUUCAGAAGGGUACUCCAGAUCUGUUCCGACAGCUGAAGACAAAAUACGCUGCCAAUAUCAGUGAGCUGGGAGGCGUGUGGGACACGCCGCUCGAGAUGAUCGCUGAGAUGUAUUUCGGCAUCCAACGGCCGCGACAGAGCAAUCCUCUAUUCGAUAUGAUGGGAAGUCUGUUCGGAGGUGGCGGCGCGCCGGCCGGCCGGCAGAGCAGACCAGCGCCUGGGCGAGUGGAGGCGCCUGUUGCAGAAGGGUUGGACUAAUCCGCUCUGGUUGUGCGAAGAGGACGGCGGGGGUUCAAGAAUAUGGGCC
This is a messenger RNA of Thermothielavioides terrestris NRRL 8126, 1175 nucleotides long. RefSeq lists its product as uncharacterized. Gene Ontology annotation, biological process: protein insertion into ER membrane. Gene Ontology annotation, cellular component: TRC complex; cytosol. The transcript has 2 exons. The record is from RefSeq and is a predicted model, not a curated record. The coding region runs from base 125 to 1126 and encodes 333 amino acids. Gene Ontology annotation, molecular function: protein binding. Lineage: Eukaryota; Fungi; Ascomycota; Sordariomycetes; Sordariales; Chaetomiaceae.